AUGUUCUUUUUCAACUGUUCUUCCAAGUCAUCUACUUAUGAAAAAGAAGUUACUCUGCCUAGUAGCCAGGAAUUUCGAGAUAGAAUAGCGGGAAAUGUGCCGGGAUUUAAUAAAGUAGUUGAGCAAUUAAUGAUUGGUAUGCUUGGAGAUCCAGGAUUAGGUAAAUCUUAUAUCUCUGAAGCAAUUGGUAAAGCACUGGGAGAUGGCAAAAGGCUUAGUUAUCACCGAGUUUUAAUGACUGGUAAAAAAGAUGGUUCGGUAAUUGAAGGUGGUAGUAUGGAAAAUCCUGGGGGAGACCCUGGGGAAAUAAUUAAAGGAAUUAGUCGUUGUCAAAAUCAAUCAAUGGUCUUUCUUUUUGAUGAAAUUGAAAAAGACCGUAGAGAUGCUAAACUAGCAAUUGGUGAACCAACCGACCGAACUAAUAAUAAGAAAUUUAAAGAUGUUUAUUUUGAUUUUCCCACUCCAAUUAACAAUGCUAUCUUCUUCUGUGCUUUGAACUAUGCUGAAGAAUUAGACCCUUUUAUUAGAGACCGAUUUAAAAUGAUUGAGGUAAAGCCUCCUACUUAUCAGCAAAGAUUAGAAAUUUUAAGGGCUUUAUUACAAUCCAAAAUUAAAA
Messenger RNA from Entrophospora sp. SA101, 616 nucleotides. The record is from the annotation of a GenBank genome assembly. Lineage: Eukaryota; Fungi; Glomeromycota; Glomeromycetes; Entrophosporales; Entrophosporaceae.